AUGCCGCCAUUUGUCCCACGCAAGCGGCUUCGGGAUGACAGCCCCGCCGCUGGGGAAGCGCCCGAACCCGGAGCGAAAGGACAGUUGAGGAGGUCAACGAGAUCCAAAAAGCUGACAGCACCGCCUCGCAACGCAACUCUGUUCGAUGAUCUCGAUGCCGCUUUGACUCCGCGGCAUUCAACACGAAGCGGAGAGUCCACAACACGACUGGACGAGAGCGAAGAUGAGGAGAGCUCCUUGACUUCCCUGUCUGACGCGGACUUUGAAGAUGUCCCGGUUGCCAAACGACAGAAGGUCGAGGAGACUGCUUCCCAGGGGGAUGAUGACGACGAAGACGAGGAUAUCGAAUUCGAAGAUGUUGAGACCCCUCAGGUUGCAACUGCCCCUGACGUCCCUGUUUCUGAAGAAAACCUUGAGUUAACCCUCGUCCGGGACACGAGGAUUUCGUUGGCUGCAGCAUUGGGCAAGAAAGGGCCGACGAAGACUGAGAGGAAGAUGCGCACGGCGGCCCAUUGCAUUCAUGUUCAGCUCCUGCUAUGGCAUAAUGCAAUUCGCAACGCUUGGUGCUGCGACCCUACUGUUCAGGGGAUCAUGCUGUCACACCUACCCCCUAGAUUGUGGGCUGAAGUGGAAAAGUGGAGGAAGAAAAGUGGCCUCGAGGCAGAAGAAGAGACCCCUUCAAAGCGCACGAGGUCGAAAACAGAUCUAAAGGGAACGGGCAGGGCCUCAGCACGCCAGCCCCGGGAAUGGAGUUCAGCAUCCCGCCGCCUGGAGCAGGGUACCGUGGAUAUAAGCCAUGGCGACCCCCUCUUCAGGCUGAUGAAGUAUCUCGCUGCCUGGUGGAAACAACGGUUCCGUGUCACGGCCCCAGGGCUACGGAAGUGGGGAUACAUGCCCCUCCAAAGAUUGGAUCUCUUGAUCAAAGACUUCAAACAGGGACCGCAUAACCCUGAGAAAUUUGGCGAGCGCAUCCGCAAUUUGGAGGAGUUUCGGCAGUGCGCUCAAGAGUGUGCUGGCAGUCGGGACGUUGGGGCACAGCUGUUUACAGCUCUUUUGAGGGCUCUGGGUCUUGAAGCCCGCCUUGUUGCUAGUCUUCAACCCCUGGGGUUCGGUUGGACAAAGCUGGAAGAAGCAGACCCGGAGAGGGACCCAGUUCCUACCCGGGCAACCUCUCAGAACGACUCAGUGGAGACCGAAUUUGAAGAAGCCGUGGCCAAAGGCAAAAAGCCGGUAAAAGGUCGUCCCGCCAGGCGUAGCUCCAGGCUAGCGCGCUUGGAAGAGACCUCUGAUUCCGAGCUUCAUCUUGAGGACAGCGACGAUGAGCUUGCGGUUGACUUAUCGCCUCCUCCCGAGAGACAAGGGAAGGUCUACGAUGCAGAUCUGGAGUACCCUCACUAUUGGACAGAGGUGUUGUCACCUGUCACAAAGAAGUACCUCCCAGUCGACCCGAUUGUCAAAGGCGUGGUCGCAACCAACAGAGAACUUGUUGAGGGAUUUGAGCCCCGCGGUAGUCGUGCCGACAAGGCGAAGCAGGUCAUAGCUUACGUCGUAGGAUACUCCCAAGAUGGCACGGCCAAAGAUGUGACCGUCCGAUAUCUCAAGCGCCAGAUUCUUCCUGGCCGCACCAAGGGCAUGCGUUUGCCCAUAGAGAAGGUCCCCGUGUAUAACCGUUAUGGCAAGAUUAAGCGCUACGAUCAGGUUGACUGGUUCAAGAAAGUCAUGAGGGGUUAUUCCAGGGGAUCCGAGAAGUAUCCGAUAACAGAGGUUGACCAGGAAGAAGACGCGACUGACCUCAAACCAGCAAACCCUGAGAAGAAGGAAGUCAAAGAGGGAGAAGAAACCCUUCAGUAUUACAAACAAUCCAAAGAAUACGUCCUCGAGCGCCAUCUCAAGCGCGAAGAAGCUCUUCUCCCCACCGCCAAGCCAGUCAAGAUGUUCAGGACCAGCAAGUCCAAGAAUAGCGGUCCGGUGCAGGAAGAGCCCGUUUACCUGCGAAAGGAUGUUGUGCAAGUCAAGAGCAUGGAGACGUGGCAUAAGCAAGGCCGUGCGCCGAAACCGGGUGUGACACCUCUGAAGUGGGUUCCGUACCGCGCGGCUACCACAAACAGGCGGCGCGAAAUCGCGGAGGCCGAGGCAGCCACGGGGGAGAAGGUGCUGCAGCCGCUUUACAGUUACGAUCAAACCGAUUGGAUCAUCCCACCACCGAUCAAAGAUGGCAAGAUUCCCAAGAACGAGUAUGGCAACAUCGACCUGUUUGUGGAACACAUGUGCCCUAAGGGCGCGGUGCAUGUGCCAUACCGCGGCGCCUUACGCGUGGCGAAACGACUGGGGAUUGAUUACGCUGAGGCAGUUGUGGACUUUGAAUUUGGCCACCGCAUGGCUGUGCCGGUUAUCCAGGGCGUGGUUAUCGCCGAGGAGCAUUAUGAGAGGGUAAUGGAAGAGCUAGCUAGAGACGAGGCGGAGAGAAAGAGGAAAGAGGAUGAGAAGCGUCGAAAAGCUGCGCUCUCGAUGUGGCGAAGAUUCAUUAUGGGCAUGCGGAUUGUCCAAAGAAUUCGCCAGGAAUAUGGCGAUGUCGGUGAGGAUGUGGACGUCUUUGGCCGUGACGAUACUAAGUCAAGGGGACUUGGGCAGGCCGCUGAGCACAAUGCCGGGACUGCGGAGGAUGAAGAGAUGGCCGGCGGAUUUUUGCCAGAAGGGUGCGAGGAAGAAGAGGACGACGACGGAGGACACAGGGCGUACCAGAGAUCUGGAUUUUUCCCUGUUGGCGGCGAUGAAGAUGAUGACGACGAUGGCGGGGAUGCGCUUGAAGUUGACCAUGGAGAGGGAAUGCAAGCGGUUGCACCAGCGGUUGCAAGUGAACCUUCACCAGAGCCGGAGCCGGAACCUGAGCCCGAAAAGGCACCCAAGAGAUCGGUCGUGAGUACACGGCCAACUCGUAAGAAAGUUGCGAAGCGCAGAGCAAAUACAACCCGGCGAAGGAGGAGGCGCAAAAAUGCCUCUCCAAGCUCUGAAGAGGAAGUUGAGGAUACGUACGAUGAGGACAGUCCGCUCUCGGGGUCGGAUGAAGAGUAG
Thermochaetoides thermophila DSM 1495 is the source of this 3072-nucleotide messenger RNA. RefSeq lists its product as uncharacterized. The transcript has a single exon. Gene Ontology annotation, cellular component: XPC complex; nucleus; cytoplasm. The record is from RefSeq and is a predicted model, not a curated record. Gene Ontology annotation, molecular function: single-stranded DNA binding; damaged DNA binding. NCBI's taxonomy places the organism in Eukaryota, Fungi, Ascomycota, Sordariomycetes, Sordariales, Chaetomiaceae. Gene Ontology annotation, biological process: nucleotide-excision repair; mismatch repair. Bases 1 to 3072 code for a protein of 1023 amino acids.